UCGCCAGGGCGAAUUCGAACUCAAAGCGCAGUAAUCAAAGCGCUGCUCGUGGAUUUUUUUUGCAUUUUUUUGAGUUCAAAUAGUUCGUUAAUAAGAGUGGCGGUCAACGAUGCUAUUCCACUUGCAAUCGAAAUAUAAAUAGUUGAAAGUGAUAAAUAACAAAAAAGAAGCGACGCCAACGGGCGAAAAAGGAGAUAACCGAAAACGAAAAACCCGACAAAAGCAACGUUGAAAGAGAGUAAAAAAAAAAAGGAAAACGAUGAUCGAACCGUAAAUUUAAAACCAUGCAAUCUACAGUGCAUAAUAUAUAAUAAUUUGACCAAAACAAAUGCCAAGUUGGAGAGCGAGAGCGAAGAACGUUAAAAAAAGAAGUAAAUAAGUGAUCUUGGCCCGCUGUUUGUUGUUCUUGUUAUUAUGGUUGCCGUUGUUGUAACUCGUUUUUUUUAAUGCGCGCGUGUAUGAAUCACACAAACACAACAAAACAAACAAUAACAACGAUGCGAUACGGUGAAAUAUGCUAAGUAAAUAGCAAAAGAGAGUUCCAGUUUCCAGAGAGCGACAGAGAGAGGGCGCGAGAGCGACUACAAGUACAUACUGGAAAGCGAUCCCGAUCCUUUUUCCAGGCACGCAGCCAUCUCGCUUGCACCCAUGCCGCCCUAGACCAACUUUUGUUGCAGCUGCCUAACAACCAACAACUACAGCAACAACAAACGCACUGUGCACGCGAAAGGAGCAACAAGGAUGGCGAUAGCUGGAAAGCGACGACGAUGAUGAUGAUGCGGUCGCAACAACAACACAAGCAACGAGAACAACAACAAGCUGCUGCAGGCAGACGAGCAUAGCGUUAAAAAAAGUAGCUGCAUACAAAAUAGUAAUAGGAAAAAAUCCGAAAAAUUCGAGAAAAAAAAAAGUUAAAGAAACGAUCGCCCAAUUUAAUCAAGUGCAUAUAUGUGUGUGCAAAAUAAAAAGUGCAUUGCAACAGUCAAAAAUACAUACAUACUUAUUAUCGCAGAUCGCAGACGAUAAUAGUUAUUGUUAAAACGAAAAGUACGAAAUGAAGGUCACCGUCUGCUUCGGCGACGUUCGCAUUCUGGUUCCCUGCGGUUCCGGCGAACUCCUCGUCCGCGAUCUUGUCAAGGAGGCCACGCGACGCUACAUUAAGGCGGCCGGCAAGCCCGAUUCCUGGGUGACCGUUACGCAUCUGCAGACACAGUCGGGCAUCCUCGAUCCGGAUGAUUGUGUCCGCGACGUGGCCGACGAUCGGGAGCAGAUAUUGGCGCACUUUGAUGACCCAGGACCGGAUCCGGGAGUUCCGCAAGGAGGCGGCGAUGGAGCAUCGGGCAGUUCAUCCGUUGGCACCGGUUCGCCGGAUAUCUUUCGCGAUCCCACCAACACGGAGGCGCCCACCUGUCCGCGGGAUCUAUCCACGCCACACAUCGAGGUCACCAGCACCACAUCGGGACCGAUGGCUGGACUCGGAGUUGGACUGAUGGUGCGUCGCAGCAGUGAUCCCAAUCUGCUGGCCUCUCUGAAGGCGGAGGGCAGUAACAAACGCUGGUCGGCGGCGGCUCCCCAUUACGCUGGCGGGGAUUCGCCGGAGCGCCUGUUUCUUGACAAGGCCGGUGGCCAGUUAUCGCCACAGUGGGAGGAGGACGACGAUCCCAGUCAUCAGCUAAAGGAACAGCUGCUACAUCAACAGCAGCCCCAUGCUGCUAAUGGAGGCUCCUCCUCCGGUAACCAUCAGCCGUUUGCCCGAUCCGGACGCCUGUCGAUGCAGUUUCUGGGCGAUGGCAAUGGCUACAAGUGGAUGGAGGCAGCCGAGAAACUACAGAAUCAGCCGCCAGCCCAGCAGACAUAUCAGCAGGGUGGUCAUCAUGCUGGUCACGGUCAAAACGGUGCCUACUCCAGCAAGUCCUUGCCCCGGGAGAGCAAGCGAAAGGAGCCCUUGGGACAGGCAUAUGAAUCCAUCAGGGAGAAGGAUGGUGAAAUGCUGCUGAUCAUCAACGAGUACGGUAGUCCGCUGGGACUCACUGCUCUGCCGGACAAGGAGCAUGGCGGUGGACUGCUGGUGCAGCAUGUGGAGCCGGGCAGCCGAGCCGAAAGAGGACGACUGCGUCGUGAUGAUCGCAUCUUGGAGAUCAAUGGCAUUAAGCUAAUAGGACUCACCGAAUCACAGGUUCAGGAGCAACUGCGACGGGCUUUGGAGAGCUCGGAGUUGAGAGUUCGAGUGCUGCGCGGUGAUCGCAAUCGCCGCCAACAGCGUGACUCCAAGGUGGCCGAGAUGGUGGAGGUGGCCACGGUUUCACCCACCCGCAAACCACAUGCUGCUCCGGUGGGCACCUCGCUGCAAGUGGCAAAUACCCGUAAACUGGGCAGGAAAAUCGAAAUUAUGCUCAAGAAGGGACCCAACGGUCUGGGCUUUUCGGUCACAACACGCGAUAAUCCCGCCGGUGGCCACUGUCCCAUCUACAUCAAGAAUAUCCUGCCACGAGGUGCGGCCAUCGAGGAUGGACGCCUGAAGCCCGGUGAUCGUUUGCUCGAGGUGGAUGGCACUCCAAUGACCGGUAAAACGCAAACAGAUGUGGUGGCAAUCUUGAGGGGCAUGCCAGCGGGAGCAACCGUAAGGAUUGUGGUCUCCCGCCAGCAGGAGUUGGCGGAGCAGUCUGACCAGCCGGCUGAGAAAAGUGCUGGAGUGGCGGUGGCACCUUCAGUUGCUCCACCACCUGUUCCUGCUGCUGCACCUCCAGCGCCUUCCAUUCCGGUCCAGAAAUCCAGCAGCGCACGAUCUCUGUUCACUCAUCAGCAGCAAUCGCAGCUAAAUGAAUCUCAGCACUUUAUUGAUGCGGGCAGCGAGUCGGCUGCUUCAAAUGACAGCCUGCCACCCAGCAGCAACAGUUGGCACUCCCGCGAGGAGCUGACCCUGCACAUUCCCGUACACGACACCGAAAAGGCCGGACUGGGGGUCAGUGUGAAGGGCAAGACGUGCUCGAAUCUGAACGCUUCCGGAUCGAGUGCCUCCAGCGGCAGCAAUGGACUGAUGAAGCACGACGGUGACUUGGGUAUAUUCGUGAAGAAUGUAAUUCAUGGCGGAGCUGCAUCCCGCGAUGGUCGCUUGCGGAUGAAUGAUCAACUGCUGAGCGUGAAUGGAGUAUCGCUGCGGGGGCAAAACAAUGCCGAGGCCAUGGAGACACUACGUCGGGCAAUGGUCAACACGCCCGGCAAACAUCCGGGCACCAUAACCCUGCUGGUAGGCCGCAAGAUCUUGCGAUCGGCCAGUUCCAGUGACAUUCUGGACCACAGUAACAGUUACAGUCAUAGCCAUAGCAAUAGUAGCGGCGGCAGCAAUUCAAAUGGUAGCGGUAAUAACAACAAUAGCAGCUCAAAUGCCAGCGAUAAUUCUGGAGCCACGGUCAUAUAUUUGAGCCCGGAGAAGAGGGAGCAGCGCUGCAAUGGCGGCGGAGGUGGUGGCAGUGCUGGCAAUGAGAUGAAUAGAUGGAGCAAUCCCGUUUUGGAUCGCCUAACCGGUGGCAUUUGCUCCUCGAACUCAGCGCAGCCAUCCUCUCAGCAGUCUCACCAGCAGCAGCAGCAGUCGCAUCCUUCGCAGCAGCAACAGCAGCAGCGUCGACUGCCAGCAGCGCCCGUUUGCAGCAGUGCAGCUCUCAGAAACGAGAGCUACUACAUGGCCACCAAUGACAACUGGUCGCCGGCGCAGCUGCACUUAAUGACUGCUCAUGGCAACACGGCGCUGCUUAUCGAGGACGAUGCCGAGCCGAUGUCUCCAACACUACCGGCACGUCCGCAUGAUGGGCAGCACUGCAACUCGAGCAGUACUAAUCCAUCGCAGAACUUGGCCGUCGGCAAUCAGGGGCCACCCAUAAAUACCGUGCCUGGUACUCCGUCGACAUCCAGCAACUUUGAUGCCACCUACUCCUCGCAACUGAGCUUGGAGACAAACUCGGGCGUGGAGCAUUUCUCGCGCGAUGCUUUGGGACGACGCAGCAUCUCUGAGAAGCACCAUGCGGCGCUCGAUGCCCGCGAAACUGGCACCUAUCAGCGGAAUAAGAAGUUACGCGAGGAGCGCGAACGCGAGCGUCGCAUUCAACUGACGAAAUCCGCUGUGUAUGGUGGUUCCAUUGAAUCCCUUACGGCUCGCAUAGCCAGUGCUAAUGCCCAGUUUUCGGGAUAUAAACAUGCCAAGACUGCAUCCAGCAUCGAGCAAAGAGAGACGCAGCAGCAAUUGGCCGCUGCCGAGGCGGAGGCCAGGGAUCAGCUGGGCGAUCUGGGUCCGUCGUUGGGCAUGAAGAAGUCUUCGUCGUUAGAGUCGCUCCAGACGAUGGUGCAGGAGCUGCAGAUGUCGGAUGAGCCGCGUGGUCAUCAGGCGUUGCGUGCACCGCGUGGGCGUGGCAGGGAGGACAGUCUGCGGGCGGCGGUGGUCAGCGAACCGGAUGCGAGCAAGCCCCGCAAGACCUGGCUUUUGGAGGAUGGCGAUCACGAGGGUGGUUUUGCCUCGCAGCGCAAUGGACCGUUCCAGAGUUCGCUGAACGAUGGCAAACACGGCUGCAAGUCGUCGCGGGCCAAGAAGCCAAGCAUACUGCGCGGCAUCGGUCACAUGUUCCGCUUUGGCAAGAAUCGCAAGGAUGGCGUGGUGCCAGUGGACAACUAUGCGGUAAACAUUUCGCCCCCUACAUCGGUGGUUUCCACAGCCACAUCGCCGCAGUUGCAGCAGCAGCAACAGCAGCAAUUGCAGCAACACCAGCAGCAGCAACAGAUACCAACCGCUGCGUUGGCCGCUCUGGAGAGAAAUGGCAAGCCGCCGGCGUAUCAGCCACCGCCACCGCUGCCUGCUCCAAAUGGAGUGGGUAGCAAUGGGAUCCAUCAGAACGACAUCUUCAACCAUCGCUAUCAGCAUUAUGCCAACUACGAGGACCUCCACCAGCAGCACCAGCAACACCAGAUUAGUGGAGACGAUUCCACCACAUCGAUUUCGGAAACGCUUUCGGAGUCAACACUCGAGUGCAUGCGGCAGCAGGUCAUCCGUCAGCGCAUCAAGGUCGAGGCGGAAAGUCGCCGCCAUCAGCAUUACCAUUCGCAGCGCAGUGCCCGCUCGCAGGAUGUGAGCAUGCACUCGACGAGCUCCGGAUCCCAGCCAGGAUCCCUGGCCCAGCCGCAAGCGCAAUCGAACGGCGUUCGUCCCAUGAGCAGUUACUACGAGUACGAGACGGUGCAACAGCAGCGGGUGGGCAGCAUCAAGCACAGCCAUAGCAGCAGCGCCACGUCGUCCUCCUCGUCGCCCAUCAAUGUGCCGCAUUGGAAGGCGGCGGCCAUGAAUGGCUACUCGCCAGCCAGCCUGAACAGCAGUGCCCGGAGUCGAGGUCCGUUUGUGACGCAGGUGACCAUACGGGAGCAGAGCAGUGGCGGCAUACCCGCCCACCUGCUGCAGCAACAUCAGCAGCAGCAACUCCAGCAGCAGCAGCAGCCCACCUACCAGACUGUCCAGAAGAUGUCCGGACCAUCGCAAUAUGGUAGUGCCGCCGGUUCCCAGCCACACGCAUCCAAGGUGUGACUAUAGGUGUUGGCGCAAGCGCGCGCCACUCGCGAUGUGCUGGCCGAAAACCGGGUCGUUCUCAGCGAGGUCAACGAGGAGGUGGAGGUAUUCUACUUCGCCACCGAGUGCUGAACACAUUGCAUAUUCGAGGGACUUAUUUGUUUAAGUUAGAUUAAGUGGAAUUUCCACUAAACCACAUGCAUUAGGGGUGGGUUGGUUAAUGUAAUCUGGUCUAUUCACCAUUCAAUUAAUAUGAGGCAGGAGGAAAUUUAUUUUAUAUUAUGAGGUUUAAAUUUGAUUUGUAACUAGCUCCAAGCCAAGGAAUGGUUGCUAUAUAAUUUAAAUUCUAUCCUGAUUAAACAAUAUAUAUAUAUAUAUAUAUAUAUAUAUUUAUCCGUGAUAUAUGAUUAAGCAAACAAAACCUAGACGUUUUCUUGCUAAGCGGAAAGAACCAGGAUAAUAUAUACAUUAGUAUUCCAUUAUAAUUUCAUGGUCCAAGUGGUAAGGAUAAAAUUGAUUUUAUAUUUGUAAAUUGCUAAGAAUACUACUUGGUUUCAUUGGAUUUCCAACCUAUUGACCCACCCUGACACACGUCUAUAUUAAGUUCACAAUUCACAAUAUAUAAACUAAAAGAUUGCAUAUUUGGCGAAACAGAAACCAAGAGAGUAACGAUUAAGGAAAGUAUUCCCGUAAAGCGCUAUCCAUUUGUCGAGUGCUUAGAUAUAAUUUAAACGAUUGUAUUAAGCUUUAGCUCUAAGUCCAAGUCAAACGCCUUUGUACAUAACUAGUUUACCCGGAAGCCAACAAGAAAAAAGAACAACAUAAAAUUCCAAAAGUUUUGGACCUACGCAGCGAAAGGUCUUAAGAAUUUCCAUUGUCAUUUAUCAUUUUUUUUUUUUUACAUUUACCUAUAUUUUUUUGAUUUGUACAUAGAUCUUGUUUGUUUGUUUUGUAAAGCUUUAAAGCGGACGCCAUUUUGUGUGUGCAAACGUGAGGAUUUGCAAGAAGCGAAAAGUUAAACUUAAAGCCAACCCAUUUAAUACGUAUAGCUAACAUGUAAGAGUAAGCGAAGUACUUUUUUUUGUUCCAACAAUUAUCGAGCUAAGACAAGAAGUUUUGUGCAGCCGACCUCGGCCCAGGUCUCUAAAAAAGACAAGCAGCUUAACUUAGUUAUACGAAUCCAUACGAUUAAGCCGAACUAGUGGGUAAGCCUACAUGUAUAGCGAAUAUAUACGAUACUUUUCUUUAUACUUGUGUACUUCCUAAGUAAUUUGUGCGAUGCCGACCGAAUACCGAGUUGCGAAUUAAACGUUAAAAAUUUUCAUAAAGAACCA
Drosophila sechellia is the source of this 6879-nucleotide messenger RNA. It is a transcript of the gene baz, whose product is annotated as par-3 family cell polarity regulator. Gene Ontology annotation, cellular component: adherens junction; apical plasma membrane; apical junction complex. Gene Ontology annotation, molecular function: protein binding; phosphatidylinositol binding. The transcript has 8 exons. NCBI's taxonomy places the organism in Eukaryota, Metazoa, Arthropoda, Insecta, Diptera, Drosophilidae. The record is from RefSeq and is a predicted model, not a curated record. Bases 1055 to 5563 code for a protein of 1502 amino acids. Gene Ontology annotation, biological process: intracellular protein localization; establishment of centrosome localization; establishment of cell polarity.